AUUACACACAACAUUACAACUGGGAGACACAGGAAAAAGAUAUUUUCAUUGCUUUGUUAGAAUCAGACAAAUAUACACAAUUAUAUUUUAUAAUAACAGCAUUUAACAUGGAGAAAGACUCCGUUAGAAUUGUAGAGGGGGAAGAUGUCACAUCUUAUAAAAAAGAAGAUUCAAAGUACAACUUUCAAGUAGGGAAAUCAGCACUUAAGUCUAGUAAAGUAAUGGAGCCCGAAGCUCCGGAGGAAAGGAUAUCGAUUGAGGAAACGGCAAAAGUCACAACGGUGUUUGAAGUACUUGAUGAAGAUCUCUUGAGCAGUGAAUCCGAAUCAACAACAUCAUCGCGGGAUGUUCGAGAAAGUGAAGAAUCAUCUGAAGAUUUUUUUGAAAAAUUAGGCACCAUACCAGAUAUAGCUGCAAUUGCCGUUGGAGAAACACAGAUGGGCAAAGAUGUUGGUUCUUUUGUUGAUCCGCUAACCGGUAUGUUGUAUGAAAGUACCGAGGAGGAGGAAGAGGGCGAUGAAGAAGGAAUGGUUGAGGAAGAAUCAUCCACCACAGAAGAUGAAGAUAUAUCUGAAGAUGAAGAAUUAUUGGAAUUGCUUAAACGUGAUGAAGAGGUUGAAGCGCCAAAAGUAAUGGACGAAGCAGAGGUUUUCGAAACAUUUAUGGAAAUGGAGAAAAAGCAAGUUAUUGAAGAAAUAACGGAAUUCGACUGGAUUGCAUACGAGCGUGAAAAGGAAUUAAAAAGCAUAGCUGCGGACACAGUUAUAUUUCUUAAAGAACUAAUCGUAGAGGUGGUUGAAAAGUCUGAAUACGUCGAUCCAAAUAUUUUCCUGCGACAACAUUUGGACAAAGCCUCACUUAUUGAGGAGAUAACCAAAAAACUGAAGCUGCUUGAGGUAGAACAAAAGGCGCGUAGCUUUCUUAAUCGGCGCGUUGCCGAAUUUUUCUAUCGUAAAGGGCAAUAUCGUGUUUUUACCGAUGACCCACCAGAAACCAUACUCGACGAAAUGAACAAGCUAAAAGAUGCCACCAAUAAAUUGGAUCAAAUGCUUUGCCGUGAGGAGGAUCUUAAAAGUUCGACACAACAAGAAAUUGCUAACACUCAGCAAGAUGUGUCCGUUUUGCAAAUAAAAAAUCAAGAAAAACUGCAGGAGUUCGAAGAACUUGUAAAAAAAUCUCUAGCUAAAAAGGGUGAGCACUUAACAUUGGAGGUCGAUAAGGAUUUGCGAAAGAUGGCAAAGUUACGUGAAGAAAUCUCAGAUGCACGAUAUAUUCUAGUACAGAAACAACACUCAAACGCCACAUUAUCGGAGCAAUUGAAGAAACUAGAGAAUCUUGGCAAUAAUUUCCAGAUGCGCGAAUUUGAAUCCUUACAAAAUGAAUGUCAAGCCCUGGAUAAAAAAAUUGAGGAACGCAAUGCUGAAUUAGUUCGGUCACGUGUGCGCUGCAAUGCUGACUUGCACGUUUUGGGUCAUUUGAAGGAGAAGCAAGCUAUGAUUCGUAGCAAGAUCAAAAUUCAAAAAUCAUGUCUAGCAAUGUUGCAGGCACAAAAAUAUACGGCACGCAAAUGUAUUUUCGAUUCGAAGAAGCAACGCUCCGAAAUGCGUAAAGAAAUCAAAGAACUGAGCUACCAAUGCGGCUUACUCGAUAAACCGGCUCUAAUGUUGGACUUUGACAAUACGGUGGAACAGAUCAAUAUUGUCAUGGAAAAAGUGGAUAAACUACGUAAUAAGCACGAUGAAAUUCUACGUAAAAUAGUUAAACUCGAAGCCAAAUGCUUGUAAGCUCGUAACUGUGCAUAUUGCA
This is a messenger RNA of Bactrocera tryoni, 1806 nucleotides long. Its product is annotated as coiled-coil domain-containing protein 96-like. Bases 108 to 1784 code for a protein of 558 amino acids. The record is from RefSeq and is a predicted model, not a curated record. Lineage: Eukaryota; Metazoa; Arthropoda; Insecta; Diptera; Tephritidae. The transcript has 4 exons. Gene Ontology annotation, cellular component: axoneme; ciliary basal body. Gene Ontology annotation, biological process: cilium assembly.